AUGAUCCGAAUAUUUCCGGAUUUCAGCGUGCAGGUGACGGCCGCGGCGGCCGGCGGGGCGGCCGCGGGGGUGCCGGCCGGCGCGGGCAUGGGGAGGGCCGGCGCCGCGGCCAACGGCACCCCGCAGAACGUCCAGGGCAUCACCUCCUACCAGCAGCGAAUAACUGCCCAGCAUCCUCUGCCCAACCAAUCAGAAUGUAGGAAAAUCUACAGAUAUGACGGAAUCUACUGUGAAUCUACCUACCAGAAUUUACAAGCAUUGAGAAAGGAGAAGUCCCGGGAUGCUGCCCGUUCCCGCCGGGGAAAAGAAAACUUUGAGUUCUAUGAAUUGGCCAAGUUGUUGCCUCUUCCUGCAGCCAUCACUAGCCAGCUUGACAAGGCUUCCAUCAUUCGACUUACAAUCAGCUACCUAAAAAUGAGGGACUUUGCUAACCAGGGGGACCCUCCAUGGAACUUGCGAAUGGAAGGCCCUCCACCUAACACGUCAGUAAAAGUUAUAGGUGCACAACGAAGGAGAAGCCCCAGUGCACUGGCCAUUGAAGUAUUUGAAGCACAUUUGGGAAGUCACAUUUUACAGUCCCUGGAUGGCUUUGUAUUUGCACUAAAUCAAGAAGGAAAAUUUUUGUACAUUUCUGAAACAGUCUCCAUCUACCUAGGCCUCUCACAAGUGGAGCUGACAGGCAGCAGCGUCUUUGACUAUGUCCACCCCGGGGACCACGUGGAGAUGGCAGAGCAGCUGGGCAUGAAGCUCCCGCCUGGGCGGGGUCUCCUCUCACAGGGUACCACUGAAGAUGGAGCCAGCUCAGCAUCUUCUUCCUCCCAGUCGGAGACCCCCGAGCCAGUGGAAUCAACCAGCCCCAGUCUGCUCACCACUGACAACACCCUUGAGCGUUCCUUUUUCAUCCGAAUGAAAUCUACUCUGACCAAACGCGGCGUGCACAUCAAAUCAUCAGGAUAUAAGGUGAUUCACAUAACGGGCCGGCUACGACUGCGGGUGUCACUGCCCCACGGGAGGACCAUCCCCAGCCAAAUCAUGGGUCUCGUGGUUGUGGCUCAUGCCCUGCCUCCCCCUACGAUCAAUGAAGUCAGAAUUGACUGCCAUAUGUUCGUCACUCGAGUAAAUAUGGACCUCAAUAUCAUUUACUGUGAAAAUAGGAUUAGUGACUAUAUGGAUCUGACCCCUGUAGACAUUGUAGGGAAGAGAUGCUACCACUUCAUCCACGCUGAAGAUGUCGAGGGCAUCAGGCAUAGUCACUUGGACUUGCUGAAUAAGGGCCAGUGUGUGACCAAAUACUACCGUUGGAUGCAGAAGAACGGAGGCUACAUUUGGAUCCAGUCUAGUGCCACCAUAGCUAUUAACGCCAAGAACGCAAAUGAGAAGAAUAUCAUCUGGGUGAACUAUCUUCUGAGCAACCCUGAGUACAAGGACACCCCAAUGGACAUCGCACAGCUCCCCCACCUGCCGGAGAAAACUUCGGAGUCCUCGGAGACCUCCGACUCUGAGUCAGACUCUAAAGACACCUCAGAGGACAACGAGAACUCCAAGUCCGACGAGAAGGGGAACCAGUCGGAGAACAGCGAAGACCCGGAGCCCGACCGCAAGAAGUCCGGCAACACGUGCGACAACGACAUGCACUGCAACGACGACGGCCACAGCUCCAGCAACCCGGACAGCCGCGACAGCGACGACAGCUUCGAGCACUCGGACUUUGAGAACCCCAAGGCGGCCGAGGACGGCGGCGGGAGCGGCUUCGGCGCGCUGGGCCGGAUGCAGAUCAAGGUGGAGCGCGGCUACGUGGAGAGCGAGUCGGACCUGCGGCUGCAGGACUGCGAGUCGCUGUCGUCGGAUAGCGCCAAGGACUCGGACAGCGCGGGCGAGGCGGGCGCGCAGGCCUCCAGCAAGCACCAGAAGCGCAAGAAGCGGCGGAAACGGCAGAAGGGCGGCAGCGCCAGCCGCCGGCGCCUGUCCAGCGCGUCGAGCCCGGGCGGACUGGACGCCGGCCUGGUGGAGCCCCCGCGGCUGCUGUCGUCGCCCAAUAGUGCCUCGGUGCUCAAAAUCAAGACCGAGAUCUCAGAACCCAUCAACUUCGACAACGACAGCAGCAUCUGGAAUUACCCGCCCAACCGGGAGAUCUCCCGGAACGAGUCGCCCUACAGCAUGACCAAGCCCCCCAGUUCCGAGCACUUCCCGUCCCCGCCGGGCGGCGGCGCGGGUGCCGGGGGGCUGCACGUGGCCAUCCCGGACUCGGUCCUCACCCCGCCCGGCGCCGAUGGCACCUCCUCCUCCGCCACCGCCACCGCCCGCAAGACUCAGUUCAGCACGUCGGCCCCCGCGGCCUUGGCCCCCGUCGCCUCCGACCCGCUGUCGCCCCCGCUGUCGGCGUCCCCGCGGGACAAGCACCCCGGGGGCGGGAGUGGGAACGGGAACGGCGGGGGCGGCCCGGGCGCGGCCAACUCCUUGCUCUACACCGGGGACCUGGAGGCUCUGCAGAGGUUGCAGGCGGGCAACGUCGUGCUGCCGCUGGUGCACAGGGUGACCGGGACCCUGGCGGCCACCAGCACGGCCGCGCAGAGGGUCUACACCACGGGCACCAUCCGCUACGCCCCCGCCGAGGUGACCCUGGCCAUGCAAGGCAACCUGCUGCCCAACGCGCACGCUGUUAACUUCGUGGACGUUAACAGCCCGGGCUUCGGCCUCGACCCCAAGACGCCCAUGGAGAUGCUCUACCACCACGUGCACCGGCUCAACAUGUCGGGACCGUUCGGCGGCGCGGUGAGCGCGGCCGGCCUGACGCAGAUGCCCGCCGGCAACGUGUUCACCACGGCGGAGGGACUCUUCUCCACGCUGCCCUUCCCGGUCUACAGCAACGGCAUCCACGCGGCACAGACUCUGGAGCGCAAGGAGGACUGA
This is a messenger RNA of Rangifer tarandus platyrhynchus (Svalbard reindeer), 2910 nucleotides long. The record is from the annotation of a GenBank genome assembly. Lineage: Eukaryota; Metazoa; Chordata; Mammalia; Artiodactyla; Cervidae.